AUGGAAUGGUUUGAGACUCUGGCCAUUGAAGAAGACGACAAGAAGCCCCGUGAUAGGUCGAGAAACAUUGACGACACCUUCAUGGUAUGGAACCAUCGGAAUACAGAACUAGACACCUUUCUGAAGCACAUCAACAGCGUAAAAUCUUCCAUCGCCUUCACAAUGGAGAAGGAAGUCCCCAACGAAUUGCCAUUCUUAGAAGUGGGAAAGAGGACCGACACUGAGUGGGAAACACCCAUAUACCAAAAACCCACUCACACGGGACAGUAUAUGAAUUACAAAUCCCACCACCAUCAAUCAACCAAAACAGAAUUCAUCAAGACUCUCGUGAAUCGUUCUUUCAGGUUCUAUAAUACGAAGGAAGGUUUCGAGAAGGAACUAGCCAUCACCAAAGAAGAUCUUCAACGGAGUGGUUACUCCAAAGUAUUGAUGGAACAGACUUUGGCUGGAAUACAGAAAGAGCGUCGCAAGGAAGAGAAGCCGUCACAACCAGUACUCACCCUUCCCUACGUCACAUGA
This is a messenger RNA of Leptinotarsa decemlineata (Colorado potato beetle), 519 nucleotides long. RefSeq lists its product as uncharacterized. The record is from RefSeq and is a predicted model, not a curated record. NCBI's taxonomy places the organism in Eukaryota, Metazoa, Arthropoda, Insecta, Coleoptera, Chrysomelidae.